CAGAGCAGAGCUGUGAACAGAACAGAAGAAUAUCUGUGGUUGCACGUCUGCUCUUUAAGGCCUCAGGAUGAUCUCCGUUCACCCUGCUGUUGCUGUCGUCUGUUUGCUGUUUUUAAUCACCACUGAAGCAUCAAUAUCAUCUGGAAGAGGUGGUAGAAGUUUUCCCCAUGACAUCAGAACAAAAUCAGGACUGAAUACGCUAUUUAACUCCAGAGUUGUCAAGGCAGAGAGAGUGCGAAGGCCAUUGGGAGGGUUCCCUGUAAUUGGACCACUGAGCCACACAGGGGUCAGAGUUACACUGACUGAUGGAAGUCAAAAGCUGAUUCAUAAAGGAUCUGGAUAUGGCAGAAGCUCAGAGACUGUGGUAGUAGAUGCAAAACACAUGAGUCCUAAGUGGAAGGUAAUUGAAACAAAAGAUAUCAAAGGGACAAGAACCAUUUCUGAUUUUGUAAAAGCUGGAGGCAGGAAUUACAAUGUCUUGACAGACAAUUGCCAUAGUGGCUCCCGUAAAAUGAUGGACCAGAAGUAACAGUCACGACCAUAUUUCCUGCUCCUCCUAAAGUCAACUGUUUUAGUACUUUUGAGAUAUUAAGUUUUCAGUCUACAAGGAAUUUAGUCUACUUUUCUAUAUUUCUGACUCAUAAACUGUAAUCAGCCAAAUUUGCAGAAAGUAAAUCAAGUGUAAGAAGCUUAUUUUAUUCUCUAUCAGCAGCUGAUAACCUAUACAAUUAAAGUGAAUCAGCUUUUUCCUAAAUUGUAAUAUUGUGUAGUGAAUAUGAUGUCUAUCCUCUAUGGAUGAAAACAUCCCACUGUUUUACUACUUAUCUAUAUGUUUUCUUUCUAAACAAUCUUCCCCAUUAAACUAAAAUU
Molecule: messenger RNA, 870 nt
Organism: Erpetoichthys calabaricus (reedfish)
Lineage: Eukaryota; Metazoa; Chordata; Cladistia; Polypteriformes; Polypteridae
Exons: 4
Coding region: 68-529 (153 amino acids)
Source: RefSeq, a predicted model, not a curated record